This is a messenger RNA of Thlaspi arvense, 831 nucleotides long. The record is from the annotation of a GenBank genome assembly. Lineage: Eukaryota; Viridiplantae; Streptophyta; Magnoliopsida; Brassicales; Brassicaceae.
AUGUUGCUGCAAGAAGUUGGAUUUUUAGACUCUAAGCUUGAUUCUUUGCUCGCAGAGACUUUAGGGUCCGUCAUAAGCUCAGAGAGUAAGGUCCACUCGCUUUCUGGAAACUCUUGUGUGCCACGGUCGAGAUUAUUCAGCAGGAACAGCAAGUACACGCUUGUGUUACGUGCAGAGGCCUCUCAGUCUUCGACAACAACCAAAAGUGAUGAUUCAUCUGAUGCUGCUAGUGUGUCAAACGGGAAGAAUGCGUUUCGACGGACAACUUUCCCGAAAGAAGUGGAGGCACUGGUUCACGAGAUGUGUGAUGAGACUGAGGUCGGAGAUUUCGAGAUGAACCUCAAGCGGAAGAUUGGAGCGGCCGCAAACACCGUACCCGUGGCUGAUAUUUCUCCGACCAUAGCGCCACCUAUUCCUUCUGAACCCAUGAAUAACUCUGUUUCUGCUGCUCUUACCCCAUCCAAAGCAAAACCCGCCUCUGAAAAAGUGUCUCCCUUUUUGAAUGCAACAUAUCGGAAAUCAUCAAAGCUCGCUGCUUUGGAGGCAUCUGGAUCUAACAACUACGUUCUAGUCACAUCUCCCUCAGUGGGUGAGUUUCAGAGGAGCAGGACUGUAAAAGGAAAGAAACAAGCUCCUUGCUGUAAAGAGGGUGAUGCAAUAAAGGAAGGCCAAGUGAUUGGAUACCUUCAUCAGUUAGGAACAGAACUUCCAGUGACGUCGGAUGUAGCUGGAGAGGUCCUCAAGCUUCUUUCAGAUGAUGGAGACUCCGUAGGUUAUGGGGAGCCUCUUGUUGCGGUCUUGCCAUCGUUCCAUGAUAUCAACAUCCAGUGA